Xiphias gladius (swordfish) is the source of this 3650-nucleotide messenger RNA. RefSeq names its product isthmin 2b (gene ism2b). NCBI's taxonomy places the organism in Eukaryota, Metazoa, Chordata, Actinopteri, Istiophoriformes, Xiphiidae. The coding region runs from base 546 to 1967 and encodes 473 amino acids. The transcript is spliced from 6 exons. The record is from RefSeq and is a predicted model, not a curated record.
GUGGAUGAACUUCAGCUGGAUAAUGGAUUAACGCAUCAGACAGAUAGCUAGCAAAACGCACAGCAUAGUAUGAACUCCAGAUGUCAAUGUAUUGGAAGAAAACACCCACCCACCCACGACGGAAUGACUCAGAGUUUAAAGUAGUUGAAUAAGCGAGCGCCGGUGCGGACGGGGAGAUUCUGCGUGGGGUAUGUGACUUCUUUCGGGUACUUAAAAGUUCUCCCAACUGUGGUUUUUAUGGGGAAGAGAAGAACUGAGCUCGACCCGCCAUACGGACUGACAGUUGCUGCGAGAGGCGCUGGUGCCAGAUAUGGAUAGCGCGCGGGAUACCUCUGGACACUGGUGCGCAUCUUCAUAAAGUGCGACACUUCGAGACGGACGAGGCCUAAGAUUAAUUUCUCCUGUGUCAAAGUUUCUGAAUAACGGGGGACGUGGAGGACAAAACCGCUUCUUCCCAACCAGUAAACUGAUUUAGAGAGAAUAGUUUGAGAAAAGCAUCCAUUGUACUUUUACAAACCUCCACAGGAAGCUUUGAAGUAGAGAAGAUGCGUCAAGGGGUCGCGGGGAGAUUUCAGAUGCUGCUUGUGCUUUGGUCAAUACUUGUCCUUAGUUUGGGGACAGGGUUUCCUACCAGACACAAGAACGUUGCCCACAAGGCUCAUGGCCACCCUGUUCAUAGCGGUGCGGUCCAAUAUGUUACUGAGACCUUGGAGCAGCACAACCAGGUGCAGAGUCUGCUGCCUGAACCACACAGCCACCAGAGGAGGUGGUCGCACCCCCAGCACCGCUCCGUCGGUGUUCUUCCACAGCCGCAGCCUGAGGAGGAGACCAAACCCUUCAUCCUGGAUCUCAAGAACUUUCCAGACCUGGCCAAUGCUGACAUCAACUCGCAGAACCCCAACAUACAAGUAACUAUUGAAGUGGUGGACGACCCUCAAAUGGAGGUAGAGAUGGACCUUGCCAAGGAAAAAGACUGGCUGCCCUCCUCGUCCUCCUCCUCCUCUUCCACAGUAGAUUGGCUUGGAGGUAAGAAGCUUUUCUGGCCUCUUUUCUGGAGUUACACCGACGCCGAUUCCAGCGAGGACAGCAACAGUCGGUCAGGCGUGGAGGAAACUGGCGAGGAAGAGGAGGAUGAAGAUUACUCCCUGGAUUAUGGCAGCGAGCAGCCCUUACCAAGCGGAGUGGGUGGAGACUGGGAUACUCAUUGGAAUGAAGGCUGGGAUCCAAUGCAGAGCUACUAUGAGAAGGAGAUGGAUGAGUGGACUCCCUGGUCUCCCUGUUCAGUGACAUGUGGACACGGUGAGAAGAAGAGGACCAAGUCUUGUGGCUAUUCCUGCACUCUGACAGAAGCCUCUAAGUGUGACCUGGAGCCUUGCCCUGGUGAUGUAAACACUGUGGUAGAACCUUUCCCUUUCGAGAUGGAGAAUGGCACAGAGCCAUUUGGGUCAGAUGUGGACAGCUGUGAGAAGUGGCUCAACUGUAAGAGUGAGUUCCUCCAGAGGUACCUCCACCAGGUGUUGUCUGAGCUGCCCAGCUGCCCCUGCUCCUACCCUUCUGAAGUAGCGUACUCCAUGGUCAGUGUCUACGAAGAGACUCAUGGCCGGCAGUUCCGCUGGCGUGAUGCCAGUGGCUCUAAGGAACGCCUGGACAUCUACAAGCCAUCAGCGCAUAGCUGCAUCCGCUCAGCACUUUCCGGUGACUUGUCUACUCUUGCAGCGCAGCAAUGUUGUUAUGACGAUCGUGGGCGGCUGAUCACACGGGGGAAAGGCGCAGGCACGCCUAACUUGAUCAGCACAGAGUUCUCCCCUGAGCUGCACUUCAAAGUGGAUGUGCUGCCUUGGAUCCUAUGCAAGGGAGAUUGGAGUCGCUUCCAUGCGGUGCGGCCACCCAACAAUGGGCUGAGCUGCCCAGAAAACCCCCAUGAAGAUGUGUUCAUGAAUGAACUGGAAGAGGCCAGGGAGUACUGAGGGACCACAGCCAAAAGUACCACUUCACGCAGAGUCAGAGGGCCCAAUCCUAAUUUGAGAGGAGACUGCCUACCUUAAAAGUCCUGAAAUAUUACAUCUAAACCAUGCAUCAGACAUUAAUCAUGCAUUGAUGACUCAGAGGAAAUGCACAUUUGUGAUUGGCAGAUUUGUGGGGUUUAGAAAUGGUGGUGAAGUGUGGCUAUCUCAAGUUAGGAUUUGGCACAGUGUCCUGACAACAGGCUCAACUAAACUGAACUCAACUAUAUGAAUGGAAAAAAGAAUGCUGUGUUCUCCCAUCGCUUGCCAACCUAUUUCACAUGACAUCAGGCUCUCUCUCUUUAUAUUCCGUACACUCUCCUGGGUACAUGAAAACAUGAUGUCUACCUACUGGCUUUUUUGAGGGUGUACUGGAGCAUUUGAAAUUGACAAAAGCAUCAUAAGUUAAACAUCCGAAUCAUGGCUCUUGUUAGUUUUACAUUAGGAAAUGUAUGAAAAUGGACUGUAUUGAAGAAACAAACACAUGCAUAGGCCAGAGUCCCUCAGAUGAAUAUCCCAACUAUGCUGCUACAAUAUAAGAUUCUUCAGGUUCAAAAGGUAUAAAGGGGACGGAACAUUAGUGUACCCAAAAGAUGCCAUAUAUUACAGCUAAUCUUUUGGGAUGAAAAAAUUGUUAAUAAGAAAAUAAUUUGGGAUGAGAACCAGAGAGGUUAGCUACAAUGAUUUGAAACAUCCUGUUGUCAUUUUAGGAAUUUGCUAAUUAGAAUUAUAAUAGCCUCCAGGCAGUAAUGAUACAGUAACAGCACAUUUGGUUCCAAAUAUUUUGUCACUCAGAUUGAAUUCAUGCGUUUCCUCACAUUUUCACAGCCAGGAAAAUAUAUGAUCUGGGUGCCAAAGAGUUAAAAAAUCAGACUGUUGGUGCCUGUUGGUAAAUCCAGCCUCCUAAGUCUCUGCGGUGGAAAUGUAGGAAAAAAAAAAAAUCAGUUCUACAGUGAGUAGAUUGUGCUCAUAGAUGUGUCUCUACAAUGUUCUCAGGGGGACUAACUAACCAUGAUAAACAAAUUUGUUCAUUUACCUCUACAGUGGAGCACUAUUGGACCUUGUACAAAGUGUAUUGGGGUAAAGAUUAGUAGGGGCUAUAGUGUGUGUAAUCCAGAUUGGAAGUGGUAAAGAGAUAAUGUUUUUGUGCAGUUUCUGAAAGCAAUGGGAACCCUUAUAACUGAAUUGUCGUCGAUGCAUUGUGUAUGGUAGAAAGAUGUUUAUGUACAGAACUUGAUUGGAUAAAAAGGACAUUCCUAUUCAAAUAAACAUUCCUGAGUGGUCAAGUAGUUAGUGCCAUUCUCAAGGCUGACAGAAUAUUGAUAAAGGCAACGUGGAAGUAGUCACCUUUAGGAAAUACUUAAGUCUUCAACCAUUAGGUAUAGUACAAAGGGCUGAAAAGGCUGAUGUCUAACUAUAAUAAUAAUAGUUUUAGCAUUGUAGCAGUAGUUAUGUUGAAAGUCUGCACUUCACUCAGUGGCAGUAUUCUUAUACCUACUUAAAACUACCGUAACACUCCAGGAAUGGCCCUUUCUAUCCAGUCUGAUUUUAUGGAUGUUCGCUCCAAACCUUUUUUUUCAGGAAUUCUGCUUCCAGAUGUGAAUAUGCAGACCUGCAUUUACACAGUUUGGAAUCAUUGAUUUUAAA